This is a messenger RNA of Pochonia chlamydosporia 170, 1137 nucleotides long. Its product is annotated as proline utilization protein. The transcript has 2 exons. Bases 1 to 1137 code for a protein of 378 amino acids. NCBI's taxonomy places the organism in Eukaryota, Fungi, Ascomycota, Sordariomycetes, Hypocreales, Clavicipitaceae. Gene Ontology annotation, cellular component: cytoplasm. The record is from RefSeq and is a predicted model, not a curated record.
AUGCUACCUGCAGAACUUUUGAACGUGACACAAACCCAAUAUCUCCGCAACGAUGCCGUCCACAACUUGCUGAUAAAUCUCACCAAGGAAGAGGCUAUCUCCUUCAGAAACAGAAUUGAGCAGGCCUUGGAAGAUUUCUCUGGCGGCGGUGAACGCCAAUAUCAACCCGAGCCCAGUGCUGUAUGCCGGCCCAACGGUCAACGGACUCUUUUCCGGACCUUCACUUCAGAUUCGAGCGUCGGUGCCAAACUCGUGGUUGAGCCUCCACUCAGGCCCGAUGGCAAAAAGGAUCCCCUGCAUGGCAUUCUCGUCUUGACGGAUGGACAAGGCAAUCCCUCAGGCAUCCUCGAUGCCGAGGAAGUCACUGGUUACCGAACGUCAAUGAAUGUCAUGGUUCCCUUUUCAUGGAGAAAAAAUAUAGAUAAUAUUAUCAUUUUUGGCGGUGGUAUGCAGGCCAUGUGGCAUACCCGCCUCAUCCUGACGCUGAGGGGACCCGAGGUCAAGAACAUCACUUUUCUGAACCCUGUCAAGGACCAGAUUGAUGCAUUGAUUGCCAAGAUCUCGAAGGAGAACGAAGUUCGCUGGAAGUCAAACUGCUCCUUCCAUUUUGUGGACACCACCGCUGCAGACUUCCAGCAGCAAGUUGAGAUUCGCAUGAGAGACGUCGACUGCGUAUUCUGCACUACCCCAUCCAGAAAGGCACUCUUUCCCUCCCACUACCUGACUAAGAGGAGCGGCGGUUGUCGCCAGCCCUUCAUUUCGGCCAUAGGUUCCUGGCAAUCGGAUAUGAUCGAAUUGGAUCCCGCCCUGUUACAUCAUGCCAUUGCUACUGGCGGAUAUAACCCCCAUACCAAUGGAAGCAGUGGAGCAGUGCUGGUGGACGAUGGCAAUUUCGCUCUUGAGAAUGCCGGUGAGGUGGUUCAAAGUGAGAUUACGGCUAAAGACAUGGUUGAGCUCGGUCAGAUAGUCGCUCUGAAAAAGGCAUGGACCGAGAAUAAAAGCUUGAAGGGCAUCGAUGAUAUGAAUCGUUUCAUUUCGGAAGGCUUCGUUGUCUACAAAAGUAUUGGGGUUAGUCUAACGGACUUGGUGGCAGGGAAAGCCGUUUUGGAUAUUGCAAACGGCAAGAAUCACGUGUAA